Colletotrichum higginsianum IMI 349063 is the source of this 669-nucleotide messenger RNA. RefSeq lists its product as uncharacterized. The record is from RefSeq and is a predicted model, not a curated record. The transcript is spliced from 2 exons. Gene Ontology annotation, molecular function: arylformamidase activity. Bases 1 to 669 code for a protein of 222 amino acids. Lineage: Eukaryota; Fungi; Ascomycota; Sordariomycetes; Glomerellales; Glomerellaceae.
AUGGUUCACGGUUCUCUACCGAGAGUUUUUGUGCAAAGGGGUCUCACUCCAUCACCACCAGCCUGGGUCGAGAAAGGCGGCGUCGUCGGCCGCGGCGUGCUGCUCGACUACGCCGGCUUCUGCGCGCGCCACGCGAUCCCCCUCGACGCCUUCGCCAGCAGCUCCAUCUCCCUGGCGCACCUGCGGCAGGUCGCCGCCGAGCAGGGCAUGACCUUCCGGCCCGGCGACAUCCUGCUCGUGCGGUCGGGCUUCACGGCGGGCUACAACGCCAAGGACGAGGCGGCGCAGCGGGCCGUGGCGGCGCGCGCGAGCCCGGACUUCCUCGGCGUCGAGCCGACGGCGGAGGUGCUGCGGUGGAUCUGGGAGAGCGGCUUCGCGGCCGUGGCGGGCGACGCGCCGAGCUUCGAGAGGGCGCCCAUCGCGGGGCCGCACACGGCCGUCGGCGGCGUCUGGAAGGGCGAGCCGUGGGAGGAGGAGAUGCAGGGCGGCGGUCUGCUGCAUCAGUGGCUGCUGGGCGGCUGGGGGCUGCCCAUCGGGGAGAUGUUUGACCUCGAGGCCCUGAGCGUGAAGUGUCGAGAGUUGGGACGAUGGACGUUUUUUGUGAGCAGCGUGCCGUUGAAGGUUCCGGGGGGUGUUGCAAGCCCUCCCAACGCGGUUGCAAUCUUCUGA